Molecule: messenger RNA, 5072 nt
Organism: Onychostruthus taczanowskii (white-rumped snowfinch)
Lineage: Eukaryota; Metazoa; Chordata; Aves; Passeriformes; Passeridae
Gene: THNSL1
Product: threonine synthase like 1
Exons: 3
Coding region: 438-2663 (741 amino acids)
Biological process (GO): amino acid metabolic process
Cellular component (GO): cytoplasm
Molecular function (GO): pyridoxal phosphate binding
Source: RefSeq, a predicted model, not a curated record
CGGGGCGCGCCGGGCCGUUGGACUGCGCGUGCGCGGUACCUGUGGCAGCGGUCCCCGCCCCAGCCGUGUAGGAGUUCUUCAAAAAUCCCUUGCUUCGUUUCCAUCCCUUCAGAAGAGAUUUGAAUGCAACUCAUCCAGCCUUGCUGUUGCACAAGACUGAUACGGACUUUGAAGUUGGGUCUGUCAGUGGAAACAAGCUGGAACUAAGCAGGAGAGGGGAAUGAGUCUUACUCUGAAAAACACCUCCUUGGCACUGAUGAGGUCAUAGCUGGAUUUAUGUUUGAACUCUUGUUCUGAAUUUUAUAUCCUUGAGGGCUUUUUCUUAGAUAUUUUCUGAAGGACUAGUUACUGUUUGUCUUUUUUUUGUUUUCUUUCUGAAGCAGUUAAGUGGAUUGUCAAGUUGUCUUGGAAAAAAACCCAGAAUAACUCAUCAGAAGAUGUUUCACAUUUUUCAAUAUCAGCCUUUAAGACUAAUAACCCAAAACAGUCUUUCUAGCAUGUGUUUAAAACUCAUGCUUUCAAGACCUGUUGCAUUUGCACAGAUAUGGAAGUCAUGGUUCUCAAGUCAUUCUCUUCUUGGAAAGAAAAAUAUUAUCCUGAUGGGACCUCCAGGUGCUGGGAAAACAACGACUGGGAGAAUAGUGGGCCAGAAACUGGAUUGCCCUGUCAUAGACAUAGAUGAUGAUGUCCUUGAAACAACCUGGAAUAUGAGCGUGUCAGAAAAACUGCAGGACGUUGGUUAUGAGGAAUUUCUAGAGGAGGAAGGAAAAGCCCUGUUGAAGUUCUCAGCAUCUGGAAGUGUAAUUUCCCUUAGUGGGUCCAAUCCAAUGCAUGCUGCUGGCAUGCAGCACAUAAAGAAAAAUGGAAUAGUUGUGUAUCUGGAUGUGCCCACAACAGUCAUUAUGAGCAGGCUGAAAUCAAAGCAAAUGGCUCGUAUUGUGGGCCUGUCUCCUGGUAUUUCUCUCAAAGACGUUCUUCAGUUCAGGAAGCAGUUCUACAAAAGGUGGUUUGACAUCCGUGUUCUUUGUGGUGGGGACGUUGCAGCAGAGGUUGUAGCAGAAAAGGUACUUGACGCUGUGAAGAGAUACCAAGACUCAGAACUGGAAACUUUCAUUUCAACGAGGUCUAGUAGGUCUGGAAGGAGUACGGAAGAAGACUCUCAUAAAUUGUAUUUCAGUGAUGUUGUUAUUCAGGGCUUAGCCCUUGAUGGAGGACUCUUUGUUCCUGAGAGAGGACUUCCAAAAUUCACUGCUGAAGACUGGCAAGGUCUGAUAGAAGCAACUUACGUCGAAAGAGCCCAGGUGAUACUAGAAAAAUGCAUACAUCCUGCUGAUAUUCCUGCUUCUAAGCUAGCAGAAAUUAUUGAAACUGCUUACGGAGAAAAUUUUAGUUGUUCUAAAGUUGCCCCAGUUAGGCAUCUGGCAGGCAAUCAGUUCCUUCUUGAGUUAUUUCAUGGGCCAACAGCAUCAUUUAAAGAUUUUGCAUUACAGUUGAUGCCACAUUUAUUUGCCUACUGCAUUCCCAGAAGCUGCAAUUACUUGAUUCUGGUAGCUACUUCUGGAGACACAGGGAGUGCUGUUCUAGAUGGCUUUAGUCGUCUCCAUGACACUGACAAACAGAGAAUUGCUCUGGUGAAUUUUUUUCCUGAGGAUGGAGUAAGCCCAAUUCAAAAAUCACAAAUGAUUGGCUGUCAGAAGGAAAAUGCUUGGUCAGUGGGUGUCAAAUCAGAUUUUGAUUUUUGCCAGACAGCUAUAAAGCAAAUCUUUACUAAUUCUGAUUUUACUGGCUUUCUUACAGUAGAAUACGGAACAGCUUUAGCUGCAGCAAAUUCCAUAAACUGGGCACGACUUCUUCCUCAGAUAGUUUAUCAUGCCUCUGCAUACCUUGAUCUCGUUCAUCAAGGUAUUAUUUCUUUUGGAAGCCCUGUAGAUAUUUGCAUUCCUACGGGAAACUUUGGCAACAUGUUAGCUGCUUUCUAUGCUAAAAUGAUGGGAAUUCCUAUUAGGAAGUGUAUUUGUGCUUCCAAUGAAAACAAUGUUUUGACUGAAUUCAUAAGAACAGGUGUUUAUGAUUUGAGGGGAAGAAGAUUAAUUUCCAGUUUUUCACCAGCAGUAGAUAUUUUGAAGUCCUCCAAUCUUGAGCGAUACUUACACCUGAUUGCUAAUGAAGAUGGACAAUUGGUGACACAAUUAUUUAAUCAGCUGGAAAAUCAGGGCCACUUCCAGCUGCAGAAAGAUCUGCUUGGAAAGCUUCAGCAGGACUUAGUGGCUGGCUGGUGCUCUGCUGAGGACUGCCUGGCUGCCAUUCACUCUGUGUACAGUACUACAGGAUAUAUUUUGGAUACACACACAGCUGUUGCUAAAGUAGUUGCAGAUCGAUUACAAGAUAGAACUUGCCCAAUUAUUAUUUCAUCUACAGCUCAUUAUUCUAAGUUUGCACCUGCUAUCUUGAGGGCCUUGAGGAUUGCAGAAAUAAAUCAGAAUCCAUUAAGUCAGCUUCACUUGCUGAGUUCUUACAGCGCUCUGCCUCCAAUCCACUGGGGCCUAUUGGAGACUCUGAAAAAGACAGGAAAUGGGGAUCACCAGGUCUGUGCUGCUGAUAUGAGUGUGCUGAUGUCCCAUAUAGAAACCUUAAUUCAAAAUCAUUUUAUGAAAGUUUUUUGAGCAACUGAUCCAAUGUCCACAAUUGCAAUACCUUGUUAACAAGCUGCAUGCUUUACUAAAGUCAUCAUUCAUCUGGCCUGUGUCCAGUCCACAGCAUAUCUCACAGUUUUAUAUUCAGUUGUCAAGCUUUCAACAGUAUUUGUAAGUAACAUGUGUGAGAUUUCUAGUGGCAGUGAAAGGUUGUGAAUCUAGAGUGUAAAAAACUGGAAUACCACUUUGCAAAUCAUACACAGUAGAGAUGCCAGCAUUGCUGGCUCUCCUUGGCAGUGCUGUCUCCUUCACAAGCCUGAAGCAUCCUCAACGGAAGGAGGCAGAUAAUGAAGUCUGACCUUUCUGGAACUAAUAGCUCUGGUUUUGUUGCAACAAUGAUGUGAACCUUUGGUCAGUGGAUGUUUAAUUAAACUUUAACUCAUUUCACUUAGGGCACUGAAACAUAAUAAUAUAAUGGUGUUCAUAUGCUACUAAUGAAGGUUGAUUUCACUACAAAAUUAAAAUAUCCUUGUAUUGUUAAUCCUUGAACCACUGAAGUUUGUGAUAUAUUACCUUCUUGUGUAAUGUUUUUUAUGUAUUGUGUUUCCAGUGUCGAGGUAUAAAAAUCUGGUAAUUUUGUUUUUAAUACCUUUAAAUAUUUUAAAUAUUUUUUAAAUAUUUUCCUGUGUCAAAUAGAAUACCUAAUUCAAUAUUUUUAAUAUAUUUGAGGUGUGGCUCUUCCUCCAGUGUCUUGUAGUCUCUUUCCUAGAUGUUUUUUAUUUGAACUUUCAACUUUAAAAUCCUUUUUUAGUACUAUAGAAGAAUUUGAUAGUGGUAACAGCUGUCUUCUUAAAUAAGAAACAGACUUCACCAUUUAUUUAUAUUUUUUGUAUUAUGUUUUAUCUUUGAGAUCAUAUAGCUUUUCAUGUUGUAAUUACUUAUGUUUUCAUAUUUUUCUUAAGUUAAUUUCCUUGAUGUUCUAUUCUAUUCAAGCUUUGCAUGAAUUAAUAUAAGAAAGAAGCUUCCCAAAUUACUUGGCAUCUCAUCAAGGAAAGUGAAGGAUGAAUUCCAGUUUGAUAGCAUCAGAAGUGUUCAUUAUGUAACCCAAAAUACAUCUGUGUGGUUUUGCUAAUGGCAGGGCUCUUUACUGGGUUUUUUUUCUGAAGAAAAAUUAGACUGGAUUGUCCUAGGAGAUCAUGUGGUUAUGGACAAAUGUAUUCUACUAAUUGAAGAUUAUAUUUCACAAGUACAUAAACUACAUUUCAUACUAUGAGAAAUGGUAAAAUGAUGUAUUGAAAGGUUUGAGAGGUAAAGAGCUAAGAGUCUUCAGAUGUAAGGACAUAUAGCUACAGGAAGUUUUGUUUCUCACUAAGAUUCAAAUAACCUGGUAAUUGAUAACAUUUUUUUGCCUCUUCAGUAGGCAACAUUUUCUACAUGUCAAGAUUCACUUGAGGCUUUGAACUGUUCUGGUAUCUGAUAGCUUCCUCUGUGUGCCUGCUUGUACUUUUUGCCACACUAGAAGUGAACAAGACACCAUCUAGCAAACUAUUUUAAAGAAUUGUAAUUUCUUCCAGUGGAAGGUAAAAGUCCCAAGCAUGAUGUGCCUUUGCCACAGUGAAUAUGUAUACAGUAUCAUUAAAUGUAGCUGAGAACAUGGGUGUGACACAGUAGCUUUCUAGAUUCCUCCAUUCUUAGAUACUUUUUUAGGACCUUUCUAGUUCUUUGCUCAAACCUUAUUCACUAUUUCUGCAGUAACUUUGAAAAAUAACUUUUUGUUUUUAUGGAAUUGUGAACAGACCAGGUUGGAUGUGACCUGAAAACAUCAUCUGGGCCAACCUUUUGUGAGAAAUGGAGCCUACAUGAGAUUAUCUAGCACCCUCUCUGGUUAUGUCCUAAAAACUUCCAGCAGUGGAGACCCUUCCACAUCCCUGGGGAUAUUGUUCUAGUGAUUGAGUGUUCUCACUGUAAAAAUUUCUUUCUUAUACCAAAAUGAACAUUCUCCUGAUGCAACCUUCUCCUCUUCCCCCUUCUCAUCUCCAUAUGGCUCCUUGUGAAGAGAGAGCCUCCAAUCUCUUCCUAACCACCACUGAAGUAUUGGACAGCUGUGCUGAAGUUCCCCCUGAACCUCCUGUAGUAUGAAAAGAUCUGACUCAUUCGAUGUCCUCAUAGGGCAGGGGACUUUUCAUCAUUUUCCAAAUACAACCGGGGAAAGACCAUGAUUAUAUAAUUUAAAAAAAUCCAAGUCCCAUAAGAAAAAGUUACAUAAGCAUAUUUCCAAGAAAGAGGCACUGUUUGUAUCAGUGAUAAGUCUUGUAUUUCUGUAUGUUUCAAUCUGAUUCUUAUGAUAAUUCCAAGUGGAAAAAAAAUUAAUGCUUUCUCUGGAUGAGCUCAUUACAAAACCAGAAUUCCAAAUCUUGAAAAUAAAAACCCAAAAUGAAA